AAAAAAAAAAAAAAAAAAUCAAAAGCCUAAACUCCCUAUUUUUAUUUUUUUCCCUCUUUUUUUUUUUUUCCUUCAGCAACAAUAACCACCAAUGUCCACACCAAGAAGAAGAAUUGAAACAGAUGUUAUGAAGCUCUUAAUGAGUGAUUACGAAGUAACUCUAGUUAAUGAUAAUAUGCAAGAAUUCUAUGUUCGUUUUCAUGGACCAACAGACACACCUUUUACUGGUGGUGUUUGGAAGGUUCAUGUAGAACUUCCUGAUCAAUACCCUUACAAAUCACCGAGUAUUGGAUUUAUGAACAGAAUAUUUCACCCAAAUAUUGAUGAAGUUAGUGGAUCUGUUUGCCUGGAUGUGAUUAAUCAAACAUGGAGUCCAAUGUUUGACAUGAUAAAUAUUUUUGAAGUCUUUCUUCCUCAAUUACUUCGAUAUCCCAACCCAACAGAUCCCUUAAAUGGAGAAGCUGCUGCAUUAUUGAUGAGAGAACCACCUAAAUAUGAAGUCAAAGUUAAAGAUUACGUCUCAAGAUAUGCUACAAAAGAAGCAGCUGAUGCAGCAGCAGAUGAAAGCUCAGAUGAGGAAGAUAUGAGUUCAGUUAGCUUUGACUCUUCAGAAGAUGAAGCUGCCGGUAUGGAACUGUAAUAAAAAAUGAUGUGUUUGAACCCUUUUUAUUUUUUUUAUUUUAAAACACCGGGUUUGCAGGACCGUUUCUUUUUUUUAUUAUUUCAACAUGGCAUGUUCGCGUUUUAUUUGAAAUAAAAAAUAAAAAUAAUUAUGUAAUGCGUUUCGGUCAUCAACAUGGAUGUUUCUGUCUUUUAGCAAGGGC
This is a messenger RNA of Mucor mucedo, 824 nucleotides long. RefSeq names its product ubiquitin-conjugating enzyme E2 8. Gene Ontology annotation, molecular function: ubiquitin conjugating enzyme activity. Gene Ontology annotation, biological process: protein polyubiquitination; ubiquitin-dependent protein catabolic process. Gene Ontology annotation, cellular component: nucleus. The record is from RefSeq and is a predicted model, not a curated record. The coding region runs from base 92 to 640 and encodes 182 amino acids. NCBI's taxonomy places the organism in Eukaryota, Fungi, Mucoromycota, Mucoromycetes, Mucorales, Mucoraceae. The transcript is spliced from 6 exons.